This is a messenger RNA of Aspergillus wentii DTO 134E9, 2130 nucleotides long. RefSeq lists its product as uncharacterized. Lineage: Eukaryota; Fungi; Ascomycota; Eurotiomycetes; Eurotiales; Aspergillaceae. Gene Ontology annotation, molecular function: DNA-binding transcription factor activity, RNA polymerase II-specific; DNA binding; zinc ion binding. The transcript has 4 exons. Bases 1 to 2130 code for a protein of 709 amino acids. Gene Ontology annotation, biological process: regulation of DNA-templated transcription; DNA-templated transcription. The record is from RefSeq and is a predicted model, not a curated record.
AUGGAAAAAUCAUCUCGCAUCCGGCCCCGCAGGGCAGCUAGGGCAUGUACAUUCUGUCAGCGACGUAAGCUGCGAUGCGACAACAAGCAGCCGUCAUGCUCCAAUUGCACCGGGUAUGCAAAGGAAUGCGUCUAUGCAUCUGGGACAAGCAGACCACGGUCGACUAAAGCCCGGGUUUCGCACCUGGAAGAGGAGAAUCAGGAACUCCGACAGCGACUGGAAGAGAUCGACAGAAAUGAUGCCAGAUCGGAGAGUACUGGCGAUGUCCGCCCUGUCAGUCCCGAAUUGCCGCGGCUGUCCAUGUCGACCUUGGAUGCACCGACCGACGAUACCAGACAGGCCAAUGCUCACUCUGCAGUAUCGCGCAUCUUGAUCUCUCCCAAUGGAGACUCGAGCUACCACGGACUGACUAGUACGUUAUUUGAAGAUGCCCGAACUGACAACCAGACCGUGCCGUCCGAGUCUCAGAUCCCUGUGGAUCACAUUCGCAAGCAGCUGAUGGGCGAAGCUGCAUAUCAACAUCAGCUGGAAACACUCAAUCUCCAACAGGGAAAGCUGGACUUUGAUGGCGUUGAUCCAGACCUGGGGAUGCAUCUGCUCUCCUUACACUGGAACCGCCAGCACCACUCGUUCCUCAUCACGUAUCGACCUGCCUUUAUGCGGGACAUGGCAUGUAAUGGUCCCUACUUUUCCAAGCUCCUUCUCAAUGCGAUCUACUUUGGUGCUGCGAAAUUCAGCAAUCGACCCGAGGUGCGCCGGGAUCCAGACGAUGUCCGCACUGCUGGAUGGCGAUAUCGAAUGCGCGUCAGGGAAUUACUGGGCGGAGCCCUCGAUCGGAGUGAGAUCACAACCAUCCAGGCAUUACUGGUGAUGACCAGCUCGAUGUUUGCACUAGGUGAUGAACGCAGCGCAGCGUGGUUAUACGCCGGGACGGCCUUUCGCAUGAUUAUCGAUCUGGGGAUGCACGUUGACCCGACGAUGCUGGCAAACAUGCGCCACCUGUCACAGGAAGAUGUCGAAAUCCGCCGUCGCGUCUUCUGGGGUGCGUUUAUCGUUGACAAGAUCCAGUCGCUGUAUCAAGGACGACCGGCUAGUCUGCAGGACUUUGACGUCCAAGUCUCGUUGACGUUCCUGGAUCAGUACGAGGAACUCGAGCACUGGCAGCCGUUUGCGUACUCGACCGUCAUGCCGUAUCCAGGGUCGCCGGCGUAUAGUGUGUCUACGUUUAAAGAACUGUGCAAGCUGUCCGUCAUUCUGAAUGGUGUUUUGAAUAAGGUCUACUCCGAACGGAGUUCAACCCAUUCCCGUAAAGAUCUCAUCGCCAAUCUCACUUCACUCGAUACCCAACUCAAGCAGUGGCAUGCUGCCCUUCCACCUCAUCUACGAUUCCACCCCGGCCAAACCACACCACCACCGCAUAUCCUCUCCUUAUUGGCCUUAUACAACGUCCUCCUCAUUCUCCUCCACCGUCCCUUCGUAGCGGAAGGACAUCUGCACACAACCGACCCCUCCGUCGCCGUCACAUCAUUUACAACUUGCACAACAGCAGCAGCAAAUAUAAUCCAACUACUUCGAGCAUACGAUACCAGCUUCUCCAUCCGCAGAGCACCGUAUCUCAUAUCCUACGCUACGUACGUCGCAGCGACAAUCUAUGUUCGGGUAGCAGCCCAGCAAGAAGGCGGGAGCCGGGCGCAUGUGAAUCUCCGGACGUGCAUUGCCAUUUUUCACAAGAAUCAAGAGACGAAUUGGGCUGUGCGGCGGGCUGAAAAGGUGAUUUUGCAUUUGAUGGAGCGGAUGGGGGUGAAUAUGGAUGUAGAUGAACAUGGUUCACAGGAACGAGCUCUCCCUGAGGAUACAUUUGAGAGAGAUACACACCAGGCCAGACGAACUUCACCAUAUAUGGAGAAUAUGAACGUGCAGAUGGCCCCUGAGACGGAAGCGUUGGACCUGGAUAUGAACAUGAUCAUUCAGAGCUUCAUCCGGCAGCAGGGGAAUAAUCCUGGCGAAUACAUGGAUGUACCUAUGCCAGCUCCGGUGCCUGUUGGUGCAUUUCCCUAUACUGAGCUUCUUGACGAUGAUAUGCUCUUUGGAUUCAAUGGUUCAUUGCAGGAUACACUAAUGUAUCAGUGA